Trichomonas vaginalis G3 is the source of this 363-nucleotide messenger RNA. RefSeq names its product regulation of SNARE complex assembly. The record is from RefSeq and is a predicted model, not a curated record. Lineage: Eukaryota; Parabasalia; Trichomonadida; Trichomonadidae. Bases 1 to 363 code for a protein of 120 amino acids. The transcript has a single exon.
AUGUGCAAAACUCAUAUAAUAAGUCAGUUAAGAUCGACACAGAACCAACUCUCUACAGGAAAGGCCUCCACUGCAGCUUCUGUAAAGAGAAAAUCACUUAUCCAGCGAAAUUCUUUAAAUGAAACGGAAUUCUGCAUGAAGUGCCGUGAGGAGAAUGAGAUGAUGGCAGCGCGUAAGAUUGACGAGUUAAAGGAAAGAGAACAACAAACAGUUUUACUUCCAAUGAUGAGAAAUUCUGAAGACGGAAUUUCGAUUUUGGAAAGUGUUUUGAGGACAGGAAUCAUGACUAACGAACCUUCAAUGGAAGAAGAGAAGGAAAUACAUGACUUCUUCCAGAGUUUUAGUAACGCAGAAGAGGAUUAA